Saccostrea cuccullata (small rock oyster) is the source of this 664-nucleotide messenger RNA. RefSeq names its product heavy metal-binding protein HIP-like. The annotation marks the transcript as partial. The record is from RefSeq and is a predicted model, not a curated record. NCBI's taxonomy places the organism in Eukaryota, Metazoa, Mollusca, Bivalvia, Ostreida, Ostreidae. The transcript is spliced from 2 exons. Gene Ontology annotation, molecular function: protein binding.
GACAACUUUGUUCAAAACGACACUCCUUGUUGUGUGCAUAAUUUUUGUAGUGUAUGCAGAGGAACGCCCACAAGACUUUCUCGAGAAAUACAAAAAGUACAAUACAGUGUGUCAAGGAAUGGGUUAUAGAACAACUAAUUGCACAGCAGGAGAAAAAGGUAUAAUUUCAUCAAAAGAUGUGUUGGUCUUCCUGUGUGAAAUGUCAGAUAUAGAAUUACGUAAAAUUUUUGAUUUCCUUCAAGCUAGGUUACAUGGAUUCUCUGAUCAUGUUAGAAUCAUAGCUUUUCACUCACGAUUAUCGAAAGCUCAGGUUAACCUUGCCAACAAUGCUGUUGUUGUGUUUAAAAAGGUAACUCUGAACCAUGGAAAUGCCUAUGAUGCUAAAACAGGUAUUUUCACAGCACCUGAAGAUGGUAUCUACUCAUUCACGUGGAUUAUUCUAACACAAGCUGGGAAGAUGUUUAACACAGAUAUUGUUCUUAACAGUAAUAUAAUUGGCUACAAUCAUGCGGAUGGCGUCUCAGGCAGUUCGAGUUACUCUUCCGGAUCUUCGACAGCUAUAAUAAAAAUGAAGAAAAAUGAUAAAGUCUGGAUUAGAACACAUGGUGGAGAUGGGCAAUACGCUGUCGUAAGCUGGUCAUCGUUUUCCGGAUUUAGAUUGUAA